AUGUCCGGUACGUCGCGCCGGACGCAUUUGCACAGACAGUGACGAUCGUACCAGCCACCGGAACAAACGCGAACGUGGGUGUAUUAUCAAGGCACCCCACGCCAUCGACGCGACUGUAUCGCACACAGGUCUCUUCGUCGAACUGUACGAGAAUAGACACAGAGACGGCAAGGUCGUGUCGCUGAGCAGCCUCGAGAGCGCGCGCGACGGCGCCGCUGACGUCGUCACACCACCGGAGCCUUCUCGGGUGUUGCGCGAGCGCCGGUCCUUCGCGGGCCUCGAGCCCCUCGCCACGGCGGCGCGGGGGCGGCCGAGCUACGCCACCGUCGAGCCGCUGCUCGAGCGCUUGUAUCCGCGCACCUUCGAGUGGAGCCGCCAGGCCGCGGACGGCGCGACCAUCACCGAACAAGCACCCCUCUUCGGCGACCUGAUCGACGCGGUGAAGUGGUACGCCGACCGCAAGGAGGGCGACGCCGGCGAGCCGCCGGACUUCGCACCCGGGACGAACGCGCGCCGGCGCACGCUCCCCAAGACGCCGCCGACGAGGCACGGGCGCUCCUCAAGGCUCCUGUCCGCCAUGUCCUUCCGGUCGACGCGGUCCCUAGCCGCCGCGUCCGUCGGCUCGGGCUCGAGCCGCUCGGCCACGUCGUCGAGGAAGUCCUACCUCGGCUGA
This is a messenger RNA of Pelagomonas calceolata, 673 nucleotides long. NCBI's taxonomy places the organism in Eukaryota, Pelagophyceae, Pelagomonadales, Pelagomonadaceae. The record is from the annotation of a GenBank genome assembly.